AUGGCAUCGGCUGGUCUCCCUCGAGGACUUUGGGGCUCUUUGCGGUCUCAAUUCACUCCUGUCGCCUGUCGAUCAUCCAUUGCAUCACCUCCAACCCUUCGCGCCUUUUCUAGUAGCUCUGCUCGAUCGAUACGGACCAAUGUGUCUCGACCACAGCAAUUCCGACUACCAUAUUUCACUCCCACUUCUCGAUCGACAUUCUUUUACCCUUCUCAUCAUUUUACCUUUCCCCGAUUCAACACUACGGCAAUAACGUCGCCACCUCAGAUCCCUCGAUCGCUUCCUAUAUGGCUGUAUGGAUGUUCAGCAUUGGUAUUUGGUAUUGUGGUAAUAGGAGGAGUCACACGUCUUACGGAAUCAGGUCUUAGUAUCGUGGAAUGGCAACCUUUCACCGGUAUAAUACCGCCUAUCACCAACGCGGAAUGGGAAGCAGAGUGGGAAAAGUAUCGAGUUUCACCGGAAGGUGUCAUGAUGAAUUCUCAAAUGGAUCUACACGAAUUCAAGAAGAUUUUCUAUAUGGAGUGGGGACAUCGGGUCGCUGGUCGUGCCCUUGGUUUACUAUUUAUCAUCCCCACUGCAUAUUACUUGGCUCGAUACAAACUUCCUCGACCCAUCCCUGCUAAACUCAUGCUGAUCGGAUUGGGUAUUGGAUUUCAAGGCUUUUUAGGAUGGUGGAUGGUUAAAUCAGGAUUGGAUCAAGAGAUAGUAGAAACCAACGCUGUCCCUCGGGUAUCGCAAUAUCGAUUGGCAGCUCACUUAUCAGCUGCUUUACUCUUAUAUCUGGGAAUGUUAUCAACAGCUAUCGGUAUUCAGCGUGAUGCCAGAUUACUGAAAGAUCCAAGUUUAAUCCCUCAACUUUCCCUUUCGUCAGUCAAGAAAUUCAGAGGUUUGGUUCACACAGCUGGAAUGAUGGUUUUCUUAACUGCUGUCACGGGUGCAUUCGUUGCUGGUCUAGAUGCAGGUUUGGUUUAUAACGAAUUUCCUUUGAUGGGGGGAAGACUAGUUCCUCCUACAGAUGAGCUUUUCGACCCUCGUUAUGCCAAAUCUGGAUCCGAUUCUAUCUGGAGAAACAUGUUGGAAAAUCCAGUCACUGCUCAAUUCGAUCAUCGUGUUCUGGCUACAACCACAUUCGGUCUCAUCUUGACACUCCCUUUCAUCGCCAGAAAACUCCCAUUAAAGACCACACGUCGACUCGCCACACUCACUGCUGCUGCUGCGGUAACCCAAGUGACGUUGGGAAUAUCGACUCUUCUGUACCUCGUACCUAUCCCUCUUGCUGCCAUGCACCAAGCAGGUAGUGUAGUCCUUCUCACUUGCAUCAUGGCUCUCGGCGGUUCAUUAAGAAGGCCGAGUCGCAUGCUUAGACAUCUUCGUAGAUAG
Kwoniella shivajii is the source of this 1380-nucleotide messenger RNA. RefSeq lists its product as uncharacterized. Gene Ontology annotation, molecular function: oxidoreductase activity, acting on NAD(P)H, heme protein as acceptor. Lineage: Eukaryota; Fungi; Basidiomycota; Tremellomycetes; Tremellales; Cryptococcaceae. Gene Ontology annotation, cellular component: mitochondrial inner membrane. Gene Ontology annotation, biological process: heme A biosynthetic process. The transcript is spliced from 4 exons. The coding region runs from base 1 to 1380 and encodes 459 amino acids. The record is from RefSeq and is a predicted model, not a curated record.